Messenger RNA from Doryrhamphus excisus (bluestripe pipefish), 1695 nucleotides. The record is from RefSeq and is a predicted model, not a curated record. Lineage: Eukaryota; Metazoa; Chordata; Actinopteri; Syngnathiformes; Syngnathidae.
GUCUAUUGUGACGCAAUAAAGUGCUCCCAGUUAAAACAAAGAUUGGAAUUAUUAUAAGGAUAAAAAAUGUCAUUCACAAGUAACACCACUAGGGGCAGCAAUUCCGCUAUUCCUAUGAAGCCCGCCUCCAGGUACGCCCACUCCACUGUGAUUGGUCACGCUCCCAAGGGCUCCCGAGGACUUCCCGGCAGCUGCCAAACCCUACUUUAUAAUUUUGUUGGUAUAGGAGUUGAUAAUAAAUGUGGUGGGAAAAGGCCAUUAGCAACUCCGGACAUCGGUGACGUUGUAAUUUGCGUGCAUGCAGUCUUUCAGCACUACAUGAUGGAGAGGAGUCGUCGUUCGCUUUAUGCAACGCCAUUGCAGCAACACAGUUCCGAGGACCUAGGAUGCCUGGAGCAGCUGGAGCUCAAGGAUGCUGAAGACCCAAGAGAAUAUUGUUACGGUGGUUAUCACCCAGUGCAGAUAGGUGACAUAUUUAACAAAAGGUACAAGGUGCUCUCCAAACUCGGCUGGGGUUAUUUCUCCACCGUGUGGCUCUGUGUGGACCUCAGUUUGGGUCGGCGUGUUGCAGUGAAGGUCCUGAAGAGUGGUACUGGUUUCACUCAGGCAGGACAAGAUGAACUCUCUCUCCUCAGAUGUACAGGUAGUUCUUCCAGCAGACAUCCACACAGUGAGAAGAUUGUUCAGCUGCUAGAUGAAUUCAAGCUGGCUGGAGUCAAUGGCGUUCACAUAUGUCUUGUAUUGGAGCUACUGGGACCAGACUUGAGAAGCUUGCAAAUUCAUUUCCGGAAUCGCCGACUGUUUCAGCCUUGCGUCAAACAAAUACUCACUCAGGUUCUGCAAGGUUUGGAUUACCUUCACAACCAGUGUAAAAUCAUCCACACGGACAUCAAGCCAGAGAACAUCCUGCUGUGUUUGAACCAACAUUCUCACAGUGGACCAGUGGGUAGCAGCAGUAUGUCCGUGGUACCAACUGAAGAUCAAGCUGAGUCUACAGAAAAAGAAGACGGUUAUACUCCUGCUACGUUAAAUGAAGCUACAGUGAAGAUUGCUGACCUGGGAAGUUCUUGUUGGGUGUACAAACAUUUCUGUGAGGCGAUCCAAACUCGUCAGUACCGUUCACUGGAGGUUUUACUGGGGUCUGAGUACGGCCCGCCAGCGGACAUCUGGAGUGUCGCCUGCAUGGCCUUUGAGUUGCUGACUGGAGACUCUCUGUUCGACCCCAAAUCAGGCACCUCCUUUUCCCUGGAGGAAGGUAUGAAAAAGACUACCGAUACUGAAUUAAAUAAGAUAAAACUAAAGCUUAAAAUAAUAUAUUCUUUAUAUGUACAUUGUUCAGAUCAUAUAGCCCAGAUCAUGGAGCUGCUUGGUAAAAUACCACCAACUGUACUUUUUUCUGGGAAAUACUCUUCACGGUACUUCAGCCGCAAAGGUGACCUCCGGCAUUUCGGACCGCUACGGAUCUGGAGACUCUACGACGUUCUGGUGGAGAAAUACCACUUCCUCUUGGAUGAAGCCUCCACUUUGUCUGACUUCCUACUGCACAUGUUAGAUUAUUAUCCAGACAGGAGAGCCACUGCCGCACAGUGUCUCCUUCACCCUUGGCUGACAUCCUGAAGGUCCUAAAAUGGACUGUAAAGUAACUAAUGACCAAAUGUUAUGUUUUGUUUUCAACAAAAAUCAGCUGUUAUUCUU